Plutella xylostella (diamondback moth) is the source of this 1465-nucleotide messenger RNA. The record is from RefSeq and is a predicted model, not a curated record. Lineage: Eukaryota; Metazoa; Arthropoda; Insecta; Lepidoptera; Plutellidae.
GACGUUUGCACACAUGUACAUGAGAUGUAAAUGGAAUAUUACAACUACACUGCGCAGCGGACACAAAGCGGUUAACCAGACCGGAACAUAACUUGACUUAAGGAACGAGAGAAUACACCUAUAUUAUGUAGCUACUCAAGUAUAAACUGUAAUGUAAUCCUGUAAUUGUGUGGCGCUGAGUCGAGGCUCGAGCGCGAGGCUGCGGCUGCAAGUGUACUCCGAUCAUUUUCAGAGAUCAGCCGGCCACGCAUGCGCCCUGGCUUCCAUCAUUUCAUUGACCGUACAACUUUUCACUCUGAGCCCGGAUAAUUAAGCUUUCAGAAAUCUAUUGCGUUGCGGCGAAUUUCCUUACAAAGGGCAUGAGAGUACUCAAAGUUUUCGAUAUUUUUAUGUCUUUUGAUAUUUUGGUUUCUCUCAGCUAUUUUGUAAUGUCACCGGCUGAACGUUGUUCCUGGGAUAUUUACAAUGAAGGCUCACAACAACUAUUGGGAUAUGGACUUUACAUCACAGGGGUGUUCUCUCUCUUCAUGAGCGCGCUGGUGGUGGCGGCGCUGGUGAAGAGUUCUCUGACGGAGGAGCGCAGCUUCCUGGGACUCCGCACCGUCUGCGCCGCCGGGCUGGUCCGCUCCUGGGUCUUCGGCUUUCUCUUCAGCGGAGCUUCGGCUAUUAGUGGCAGGUGGUUAUUUAACCCAGACAUUUGCCCUAUCUUUGGAUUCUUCAAGCAGUUUGCGAGUGUGUACCAGAUCGAAGCCGUCACCCACCUGUGCAUCGAGAGAUACGUCCACGCCAAAUACGUUAAGAAUGGCUGGGAAAUGACGAAGUACCACUACGUGCUUUUCAACUUCCUGUGCUGGACCUUCGCCUUCGUCUACUCCCUGCUGCCGUUCAUCUUCGGAGGCACCUACGCUCUGGACUUCACCUGCGCUUCCUGCGCCCUGGACCUGGUCUUGCCAACGAACUAUGGGAAAUAUCUAAUGGCUACGCUCUUGUUCUUCCAAAGCGUGAAACCUGUUCUUUUCAUGGGCUACAUGCUGUACCACGCCAUUGCAAUUGAACAGAAGUGUUUCGAUAAAGAAGAACACCGCAACCAGCUGCUAUUUACUCAGACGACGGUGAAGCUGACCCUCGCGGCAGUGGCUUGCUGGACUCCCGUUUUCCUGGCGACGGCCUGGGCGGUGGUGCCUCAGCUGUGGGGGGCGCCGGCGCCGCAGCCCCCGCGCGCGCUCGCCUUGGCCGCUGCCUUCGGAUCUGAGCUGAACCCUGGAGCGAUUGCUUUGACCAUCUUGUGCAGCAACGAGCAGGUGCGCCAGGCGACCCGCGGCCUCUUCGGCAAACCGGCCCAUCUCAAGGACGACUAAAUUAUUAAAAUAAUCAUAAAAAAUAUUCUAUCCUUACCGUAGUGGAAUGCAAUUCUUGUGAUAGAAAUAGAUGAAUAAAACAAAGAAAUAUAUUAUAUUUGACUCCA